Molecule: messenger RNA, 7639 nt
Organism: Betta splendens (Siamese fighting fish)
Lineage: Eukaryota; Metazoa; Chordata; Actinopteri; Anabantiformes; Osphronemidae
Product: adhesion G protein-coupled receptor L3-like
Exons: 25
Coding region: 1224-5894 (1556 amino acids)
Biological process (GO): synapse assembly; cell surface receptor signaling pathway; adenylate cyclase-activating G protein-coupled receptor signaling pathway
Cellular component (GO): axon; glutamatergic synapse; membrane
Molecular function (GO): carbohydrate binding; G protein-coupled receptor activity
Source: RefSeq, a predicted model, not a curated record
AAGUACCCCGAGCCUCCCGCAUCAUGACUACGUGCGGCAUUUGAAUGAAUGCACUCCUUACAUUUACAUCUCUGCAAACGCACGUGCGCUGCUCGUGAGCCGGAGCGUCUAAAACAUUAGUCAACAUUUGGCUUUUCUAAUCAUCAUCUAAAACCUCCCGUCUACGUGGUAGGAAUUGAACUAUUGAUGGGACCUUCUUCUACCAGCUGCAUUUUCAAGUGUAUUGAAUUUUUUUUUUUUUUUGACAGAGAGGCAGUGGAUAUCCUAUAAAUAUUACAGUAGCAGGCGCACAGACAGAAUGUAAUAUAACAUAGGUCUCAUUGCCAGCCUCGGGCAGCAUAGACUGCGGCUGGGGAGGCUUUCUACGUGCUAUCUAGUCUCUGCUGCUAGGUGGAGCCCGAGUAUACGGCGAGAGCGGCGAAUCCACAUCCGAGUUUUUCCUCUCACCUUUCGCAGGCGCUCCACAGCCUCGGUCUCCGCACAGAAUUACUCCCAGCCGGUGCGCACAAUUGGUUUGUCACAGUCGCGGACGGCUCAGUUUUUGAAGCGCGAGAACUUGGACUCCCUUCAGCGCGCGGAGCCCCUUUUCACCCGACGUUUCUGGACCCUCUCUUUUUCCCCGUGGGUGUUCGUGCGUGAGUGGUGCGGGCUUUCGGCUUUGCGGGACGUGAUGUAGCCCCCGCACAGAAGGACGCCUUGUACUUAAGGGGAUGUAAGGGACGGCAGCGUGGAUACGGCGCUCGCGAGCGGCUCUUUCUCCUGCGCCAGCGCCAAGACUCGGGAUUGUAACACGCGCCGCGGAUGAAACUGACGCGAUCGCUUCGCGAGGAUAACUGAGCGGAGCGACAGCGGGCGUCCCGUUUGGACCCGUCGUUCCGUCUCCUCGACGCAAUCCGCGUCGCGCGCACGGACCUUCCCCGGCGCCCGAGAGACAUUCAGGGGGAGAAAUCGACGCCGCUACUUUGAAUGGAAGGACGCAAAGCGAUCCCUCCGUUUCGCCAGUAACUUCUAAAUCCGCGAGCCGACCAUGGUUUUAUUAUCUGGGAUGUGAAACGCCGGCUUUGUGGAGAGGACCCUCGAGAAUCAAACUCCUUGUCGUUCCAAAGAUUCUGGAGCAGCCUCGCGCCGGUGGAGGCAGCCGUGCCGCGGAGGAACCCCCCACGGAGCGAGCACUGAACCCAAGCGGGACCUUCGGCAGCGGGCGGUAAGAGGAGCAGGAGGCCAUGUGGACCGCACGCCUGCUGGUCCUCGCCAGCCUCUUCGCACCAGCCGCUCUGGCCUUCAGUCGGGCGCCCAUCCCCAUGGCGGUGGUGAGGAGGGAGCUGUCGUGCGAGAGCUACCCCAUCGAGCUCCGCUGCCCGGGCACCGACGUCAUCAUGAUCGAGAGCGCCAACUACGGACGCACCGACGACAAGAUCUGCGACGCAGACCCGGCACAGAUGGAGAACACGAGGUGUUACCUGCCAGAUGCCUACAAGAUCAUGUCUCAGAGAUGCAAUAACAGGACCCAGUGCGCUGUUGUGGCCGGACCAGAUGUAUUUCCCGACCCAUGCCCCGGAACCUACAAAUACCUGGAAGUCCAAUAUGAAUGCGUGCCCUACAAAGUGGAGCAAAAAGGCUCCUCAGUAUUCCUGUGUCCAGGGCUUCUGCGCAGGGUCUUCCAGAGCGAGCACCUCUUCGAAUCGGACCACCAGUCUGGAGCCUGGUGCAAAGACCCUCUCCAGGCCUCCGAUAAGAUCUACUACAUGCCCUGGACACCGUACCGCACAGACACGUUGACCGAGUACUCCUCCAAAGAAGACUUCAUCGCCGGGAGGCCCACCACCACCUACAAACUCCCGCAUCGAGUGGACGGGACGGGCUUCGUGGUCUACGACGGCGCACUCUUCUUCAACAAGGAGCGCACGCGCAACAUCGUCAAGUUCGACCUGCGGACUCGCAUCAAAAGCGGCGAGGCCAUCAUCGCCAACGCCAACUACCACGACACGUCCCCGUACCGCUGGGGAGGGAAGUCGGACAUCGACCUGGCGGUGGACGAGAACGGCCUCUGGGUGAUUUAUGCCACGGAGCAGAACAACGGGCGCAUCGUCAUCAGCCAGCUCAACCCCUACACGCUGCGCGUGGAGGGGACCUGGGACACGGCGUACGACAAGCGCUCGGCGUCCAACGCCUUCAUGAUCUGCGGAAUCCUCUACGUGGUAAAGUCGGUGUAUGAGGACGAUGACAAUGAAGCUACGGGGAACAAGAUCGACUACAUCUACAACACGGAGCUGAGCAAAGAUGGCUUCCUGGACAUCCCCUUCCCCAACUCCUACCAGUACAUCGCUGCUGUGGAUUACAAUCCUAGAGACAACCUGCUGUAUGUUUGGAACAACUACCACGUGGUGAAGUACUCUCUGGACUUUGGCGCCCUGGACAACAGACUCGAAACGUCUUCCUCUGUGAUUGUGCACAUGGACACGACCACCACGACCACACGGGCCACCACGCGGCCCGCCACCGUUACCGUGACGACCACAACGGCCAGGGCCACCACUACCGGCAGGCCGGCCACGACCACCGCCCUGGUGCCGUGGCCACGGACCACGUCCACCGCCGUGGCUUUGGUCCAGACUCUGGCGGAGGGCUUGGUACCGGACGAAGAGGAGGAAGACGAGGACGGGGUCCCGCCUUCGUCCAAACUUCCCAACGUCAGGGUGGAAUACUGCAGCCCCCUGGUGAUGAUGGACAUAUCCUGGCCCAGGACCAAGCAGGGUAUGGUGGCUAGGAUGCCCUGUCCCCCCGGGACUAUAGGUGUAGCCUUUUACAUGUGUGAGGGACCAGAGGGAUACUGGGACCCUCAGGGACCGGACUUUAGCAACUGUACCUCCCCAUGGGUCAACCUCAUCAAUCAGAAGCUAAAAUCCAAAGAGACAGCUGCAGUAAUUGCCAGGGAGCUGGCGGAGCAGACCAAAAGUAACCUGCAGGCGGGAGACAUCACCUACACGGUGAAGGCCAUGGUUCAGCUGGUGGACCUCCUCGACGUGCAGCUGAGGAACCUCACGCCAGGCGGCAAAGACAGCGCGGCUCGGAGCCUCAACAAGCUGCAGAAGCGGGAGCGUUCCUGCCGGUUUUAUGUCCAGGCCAUGGUGGAGACGGUCAACAACCUGCUGCAGCCGCAGGCCCAGGCGGCGUGGGGGGAGCUGAGCAGCGGCGAGCAGCUCCGGGCCGCCACCAUGCUGCUGGACACGGUGGAGCAGGGAGCCUUCGUCCUGGCCGACAACCUGCUGAAGACGGACAUCGUGCAGGAGAACACCGACAACAUCCAGCUGGAGGUGGCUCGAAUGAGCACAGAUGGAAAUUUGCCCGAUCUGAAGUUCCCCCAAAGCGGAGGCAAAGGCAACUCGAUCCACCUCUCCGCCAACACGCUGAAGCAGCACGGGAGGAACGGUGAGAUCCGCAUCGCUUUCGUCCUGUACAAGCACAUCGGCGUCUACCUCUCCACGGAGAACGCCAGCAUGAAGCUGGGCAGCGACGCCGCGGCCGCCAACUACUCCGUCAUCGUCAACUCGCCCGUUGUCACGGCCGCCAUCAGCAAGGACUCCAACAAGGUGUACCUCUCGGACCCGGUCAUCUUCACCGUCCGACACCUGCAGCAGUCUGAGGAGAACUUCAACCCCAACUGCUCGUUCUGGAGCUACUCCAAGAAAACCAUGACGGGCUACUGGUCGACGCAGGACUGCCGCUUGCUGGGCACCAACCGGACGCACACCACCUGCUCCUGCACCCACCUGACCAAUUUCGCCGUCCUCAUGGCCCACGUGGAUGUCAAGAACACGGCCCCCAUCCACGACAUGCUGCUGGACGUCAUCACGUGGGUCGGCAUCCUCCUGUCGCUGGUGUGCCUGCUCAUCAGCCUCUUCACCUUCUGUUUCUUCCGCGGCCUCCAGAGCGACCGCAACACCAUCCACAAGAACCUGUGCAUCAGCCUGUUCAUCGCCGAGUCCCUGUUCCUGGUGGGGAUCAAUCGCGGCGACCAGCCGAUUGCUUGUGCCGUCUUCGCCGCCCUGCUCCAUUUCUUCUUCCUGGCGGCGUUCACAUGGAUGUUCCUGGAGGGCGUGCAGCUCUACAUCAUGCUGGUGGAGGUGUUCGAGAGCGAGCACUCGCGCCGGCGCUACUUCUACCUGGUGGGCUACGGAGUUCCUGCGCUCAUCGUGGCCGUUUCGGCCGCGGUGGACUACCGCAGCUACGGCACCGACCGAAUUUGCUGGCUUCGCCUGGACACCUAUUUCAUUUGGAGUUUCAUAGGACCAGCAACCUUGAUAAUUAUGCUCAACGUGAUCUUCCUGGGCAUCGCGCUCUACAAGAUGUUCCAUCACACCGCCAUCUUGAAGCCAGACUCCGGUUGCCUGGACAACAUCAAGUCGUGGGUGAUUGGGGCCAUUGCUUUGUUAUGUCUGCUGGGCCUGACCUGGGCCUUUGGCCUGAUGUACGUCAACGAGAGCACGGUGGUCAUGGCCUACCUGUUCACCAUCUUCAACUCCCUCCAGGGAAUGUUCAUCUUCAUCUUCCACUGUGUCCUGCAGAAAAAGGUGCGUAAGGAGUACGGGAAGUGCCUGCGAACUCACUGCUGCAGUGGGAAGAGCGUGGACAGCUCCAUCGGGUCGGGGAAGGGCACCGCCUCCCGGGCUCCGGGACGCUACUCUACAGGGUCACAGAGUCGCAUCCGCAGAAUGUGGAACGACACGGUCAGGAAACAGUCCGAGUCGUCAUUCAUGACCGGUGACAUCAACAGCUCUGCGUCACUCAACAGAGGGGCUAUGGCUAACCAUCUUAUACCUAAUGCACUCCUACGUCCUCAUGGCACUAACAAUCCCUAUAAUACAUUGCUUGGGGAAUCGGCCGUCUAUAACAACCCUCUGGGCAUGUACAACACACAAGAGCCCUACAGAGAGACAAAGGGAAUCCUGAACAAUGCCCGGGAUACAAGUGUCAUGGAUACUCUACCACUGAAUGGUAACCAUGGCAACAGCUACAGCAUCGCCAGCGCCGAGUACAUGAGUGACUGUGUCCAGAUCAUUGAUCGGGGCUACAACCACAAGGAGACCACCCUGGAAAAGAAGAUCCUGAAAGAGCUCACCUCCAAUUAUAUCCCCUCCUACCUCAACAAUUCCCACGAGCGCUCAUCCGAGCAAAACCGGAAUCUCAUGAAUAAGCUGGUCAAUAAUGUUAGCAACGGUGGCAAGGACAGCGGAUAUGGGAUGGGCUUGGGAGUGGGGCUGGGCAUGAAUGUUGCACUGAGCCUGGACGACCACUCCACCUUUGGUCCGCACCACGACGAAGGCCUGGGCCUGGAGUUGAUCCGCGAGGAGUCCAACGCGCCGCUCCUGCCUCAAAGGCCGAACCCGGCCCUGCAGACGGUGGAUAACCUUCACAAUCACCUCCAACCUGUGCCACCACCCCUUCCACUGCCCCACCACAAUUUCUCCACCACCACCACCACAUCCUCCUCGUCCCGAAGGAGGAUCCCCCAGGAGAACAGUGAAAGUUUCUUUCCCUUGCUCAGUAACGAGCACACCGAGGACGAGGGCUCGUCUCCCACCCGCAACCACCAGAGAGACUCCCUUUACACCAGCAUGCCCAUGCUGCCUGGCCUGCCCGAUGUGUCUGCAGAACCCGCCGAAGGCUCCAAGGACGGCGGCGGCGGCGAUGCCAAGAGCCCUGAGGCCAGUUCGGACGACGUUUACUACAAGAGCAUGCCCAACCUGGGCUCGCAUAACCACCUCCAUCAGCUGCACUCGUACUACCAGCUGGGGCGGGGCAGCAGCGACGGCUUCAUCGUGCCGCCCAACAAAGAGGAUCUAUCCCCAGAAGAGGCCCAACAGGAGCCCUCGCACCUGGUCACCAGCCUAUAGGCCCAACGCCAUCCCACCUGUGUCCUCCUUAUUACCGUAGUCCUCCUCCCAGUGUCGCCUUGUUCCAUCAGUCGUUGGCAGUGGUAGCCUUUCUUUUUAAUUCUGUGUCCCGAAAACUGAGGCAAAGUAAACAACUCUACUGUUACUGACCACGAACAGGAUAAUUGCAACGUACGGGGGCUGAAAUGUGACUGUAUUUGCUCAGACAUUGCGGGAAAUUGUUGAUGUUGUGUUUCCCUCCCUCGAGCCCUGCGUGGUUUGGCGUGUUUUGUCUCCGUGUGAAAAGAGGCAGUAACUCGCACAGGAUUUUUAGGUCGUACAGGCCUAAUGUGACAGUCAAACGAACUGCGUAGCCCCAAACUCUCGGAGUCGAAACCACAGACUUCACCGGAUUAAUAGGGGAAUUUAAAAAAAGGACUAUUUUAUUAUACUUCUGUAUCUAUAUUGACUUUUUGAAAGAUUUUCUUCCUCUUUGGUGAGUUGCAGCACAUUUUGUUUGCUGAAGUGUUCCUUCGAUGGGGAAAAGACGACCACACACACACAGACACAGUGAAACACACACACAAACACAUUUCGAACAAUUACCAUGAAGGAAUUAUUGACCGUAUGCUUUGGAGCAUAGCUGUCCUUUUUUUCUUUCAUUUUAAUGUAAUAACAGUUGUUAAGAGGGAGAAAAAACUAAUAAGAUAAUUAUGAGAAAUUUCUAUGUAAUUGUACAGACAACUAGCAUUACACAUAAUAGUAUGCUUUUUUUUCAUUUGUUUGUUUGUUUGUUUGUUUGUUUUUGUUCCAAGAAAGUCGCUUGUCUCUGUAAAUGUAGUGGUUAGGAUCAAUUCUGUUCUGUUGUGCUGGACUUUCUGGGUUUCUGGUACCAGUCUGCUUUUAUUUAUUUUCCUCUUAUCACUUUAAAGGAAACAACCAUCUAAAUAAAAACAUGACGACACAAAAAAUAAAGCAAAACACUUAUCGCGCAGGCAUUUUCGUGCAACGUAUUCGCCUUUGUUUUCUCUCUUGAGUUUGAGUCUUCUUUAGAUUCCUUUUUUACAGUGUAGAUAGCGGAGCGUUGACACACAGAUCGCCAAGGAGACGCUCAGUCCCAGUUAAUCAUGAGGUGUCCGUCAGAAAGGUUCAUAGAGCAUUCUCCACGUCUAUUGGCAUUCAGGAAACGCUUGCGCUUUUCAGAAAGAGUGAUUUGAACAUUGAUGAGCAUGAGGCACGCGUAGGAAAAAAAUAAAAGUAGAAGGAGAUUAUUAGAGUGAGGAGCCUUUAAAGUGAGAAUAACUGGAAGCGCUUGGAGGAGAAAAUCUAUUUAUUUGUUUAAAUAAACAAUUCCAGAUGGAGGAUGAGAAUAGGUUUAGUGGCAGAGAUAAGUUUUUUAUUAUUGGCUAUAAUUAUGCUACUUAUUUAUUCCUUUUUUGUAUUGGUUUCAAGUUGAAUGACCACUUAACUACUGUUGGUUGUAACAGUGAAAAUUGCUGAUUAAGAUUUAUUACUUAGCUCUGACAAAAGUUCUGGUGUUUGUCUUGGUCUUGGAACAGUUUUUUAUGGACAACAGCAGACGUCCAUCACAUGAUGCAACCGUCGAUAAUGAUACUUGUUCUUCUUUUGGUUAAUAUGCCUCAUUAGCCCUCUGCCCGUUUUAGUGCCAAACGGAUUUUGGCCCGGCAACAGUGGAUGUGCUCUGUAUGCUCUGCUUUACAAUAGAAGCAGUGGUUUCAUAAGCUGUAAUAAAUAUUUCAAUAUCA